This is a messenger RNA of Medicago truncatula (barrel medic), 1341 nucleotides long. Its product is annotated as 2-dehydro-3-deoxyphosphooctonate aldolase. Lineage: Eukaryota; Viridiplantae; Streptophyta; Magnoliopsida; Fabales; Fabaceae. Gene Ontology annotation, cellular component: cytoplasm. The record is from RefSeq and is a predicted model, not a curated record. The transcript has 15 exons. Gene Ontology annotation, biological process: biosynthetic process. Bases 169 to 1041 code for a protein of 290 amino acids. Gene Ontology annotation, molecular function: 3-deoxy-8-phosphooctulonate synthase activity.
AGGUAAAAAAAAAAAGCUUCAUAGAAUCUUCCUCUUUACCGAUGACCGAUGAGUAACUGAAUCAUUCACCGACAAUUAUUUAGCAACAAAUUUAUUUCCUACAGUAACAUCAUUCUAUCGUUUUCUUCUUCACUAUCAACCAAGCUACAAGAUUCAUUUUCUCACCAAAUGGAUCCAUCUGCAUUGCUGUAUAAUCAGCUCAAGGCUGCACACCCGUUUUUCCUGCUAGCUGGUCCCAAUGUGAUUGAAUCAGAGGAGCAUAUAAUGAAGAUGGCUAAGCACAUCAAGGCUAUUUCAUCUAAAUUUGGAAUUCCAUUGGUUUUCAAAUCAAGCUUUGACAAAGCUAACCGGACAUCAUCAAAAUCAUUCCGUGGCCCAGGGAUGGUUGAGGGAUUGAAGAUACUCGAGAAGGUUAAAGUAGCUUAUGACAUUCCUAUAGUGACAGAUGUGCACGAGGCCAGCCAGUGUGAAGCAGUUGGCAGAGUUGCAGAUAUCAUUCAAAUUCCAGCCUUCUUAUGUCGCCAAACAGAUCUUCUAGUUGCUGCAGCCCAAACUGGGAAGAUUAUCAACAUCAAGAAGGGCCAGUUCUGUGCUCCUUCUGUUAUGGCAAAUUCGGCUGAAAAGGUUCGGCUAGCUGGAAAUCCUAAUGUGAUGGUUUGUGAGAGAGGAACAAUGUUUGGCUACAAUGAUUUGAUUGUUGAUCCACGUAACCUGGAGUGGCUGAGAGAAGCCAAUUGUCCUGUUGUAGCUGAUAUAACGCACUCACUACAACAACCUGCUGGAAAGAAGUUGGAUGGAGGAGGUGUUGCAAGUGGAGGUCUUCGAGAGCUGAUACCUUGCAUUGCAAGGACAUCAGUUGCUGUAGGAGUGGACGGGAUCUUCAUGGAGGUGCACGAUGAUCCACUGAGCGCACCUGUAGAUGGUCCAACACAGUGGCCUUUGCGCCACUUGGAGGAGCUACUUGAAGAGCUUAUAGCUAUUUCUAGGGUAAGCAAAGGGAAGAAGCCGUUUAACAUUGAUCUCACACCAUUUCGUGAAUAAGAAGACUGGUGAUCAUUGGGUUAUUCUAAAUAUAAUUUCCUGAACAUUGUAAUUUUAAGAUCUCUUCAAGAUUGAAUGCAAAACUGUCUCCAUUUCCUGGCACAAGUUCAAGUGCCUCAUAGGAAAAAGGGUUCAUCCUAAAAACUUUGUUUGAUGAUCCAAUUUGAUGAUCCAAGCUUGUUUCUUCAUGUAGUAACACUACCAAUUGAUGUUUGUCAUUGAUCAUGUGUAUCCUUUAAUCAUGUCAGUUACUAUUCUUGAGGCAAAUAAAUAUAAAAUAUAGGUAGAGAUUGUUGAUUA